GGCAGUAAAAAGUGUAGAGAGAGAGAGAGGGGACGACUUGUUAUGCGGCGUGUCUUCAAGUGUCGUGCAUGCAUUUUUAUGCAAUCUGUUGCUUUGCAUGCAUUCUCUCUCCUCUGUCUGAACUCUAUCAAAUACACGUUUUCUUUGGGGUUAAAAGCCCCACCACCGCCGUAACGCUCUGCGGGAAGCAUCGUCAUCGAUCUCCACCUAGUUGACCCUGUAGUUCUUCAUCUUCACUUUUAGCAGAGCUAUAUUUAUUGCUACUGGUUGAAAAAUUAUAGUCUUAUGAGGAUGAACAAGAAAUGGGUUUGUUUCUGUGUUCGUUGUUAUUGUGAAUGCGAACACUUCUAGAUUUGGGGUCUUCGAGGAUUGGGACGAGUGCUGUUAGGGUUUUGAUUUGGAUUUGCGUCUUGCUCUGCUCGAAGAUUUCGAUUUUGGGUUAAUGGGGCCAAAGAUUUGCAUGAAUGCUUCAUGCGGAGCAACCUCCACGCUUGAAUGGAAGACAGGCUGGCCUCUGCGAUCCGGUGGAUUCGCCGAUCUCUGUCACAACUGCGGAUCUGCCUAUGAGGAUCUGGUUUUCUGUGAUAUGUUCCACUCAGAGGAAACUGGUUGGAGGGAAUGCAGUUUAUGCAACAAGCGUGUACACUGUGGUUGCAUAAUAUCUAAGCCUUCGUAUGAGUGCCUGGACUUUGGGGGCGUUGGGUGUAUUAGCUGUGCAAAGGGCCCUGGACUUUAUCCGAUCUGGAGGGGUGAAUUUCCUAAUGGAUUUGGUUCAUUGACUGUAAAAAAUGCUGGUGAUUCACUCUCCCCUCCUGUUGAGAAAAGAUUGGUCACUGGCGAUGAGGGAAAACUUAUGCAAUUGUGCAGAAUAGUUGAAGAAGCUAAUGAACCAAACCUCUUGCCUAAAUCUCAGAGAGGUGAAGCAAAUGGAUCUCAAGUUGGCACGGGCUUUUCAAGUGUGAUUCAACCAUCUGUUGGAUUAGUAACAUUUGCCAAACCAGACAAUAGUAGACAAAUAUUAGAGGGUAAAGAUGUGCAAGAAUCACUAGCUCAGCCUCCUUUGAAUAUGAGCUUGGGAACUCCAAAUUUUGUGCUUCCCUUUUCUAGUGGGGUUGUAGAUGGGAGGGAGCAGAGCAAAACAUCUUCUCCCUGCCAACAAGGGCAAAGAUCUCGCCCUAUACUGCCAAAACCAAUGAAAACGGGCCUCACUGCAAGUUCAGAGACAAAUAAAAGUGUGGUUCAGAUGCGAAUUGCUAGGCCUCCUACUGAAGGACGGGGGAAAAAUCAGUUACUUCCCCGAUACUGGCCAAGGAUUACUGACCAAGAGCUGGAGCAAUUAUCCGGAGAUUUGAAUUCUACUAUUGUGCCAUUGUUUGAGAAAGUGCUUAGUGCCAGUGAUGCUGGUCGGAUUGGUCGUUUGGUUCUCCCAAAGGCAUGUGCUGAAGCUUAUUUUCCUCCCAUUUCUCAAUCAGAAGGCCUGCCUUUAAGGAUUCAAGAUGUGAAGGGGAAUGACUGGACAUUUCAGUUCAGAUUUUGGCCCAAUAACAACAGCAGGAUGUAUGUUUUAGAGGGUGUUACCCCUUGCAUACAGUCUAUGCAAUUACAAGCGGGUGACACUGUAACAUUUAGUCGGAUAGAUCCUGGAGGCAAACUUGUCAUGGGGUUUCGAAAGGCAUCAAACACUGAAGAUACACAGGAUGCUCAGACAUCUGCCCUUCUCAGUGACACACUUUCUAGGGAAACAUCCUUUUCUGGUGUUAUUGAGAACCUGCCUUCAGGAAGUGUUUUCUCUGGGCUUUUCCAAACAAUGAAAGGAAGCAAGGAGCAUCAUCAAAAUGCUUCCUGUGAAAAUUUGAAUUUAGUGGAUGAGGAUAUCGCAUUGCAUAAUAGUGAUAACUAUAGGGGCAGGAUGAAUGAAGAUUCACCACGGCAGCCAAGGCAAAUUCCAGAGAAAAAGAGGAUGCGGAAUAUUGGAUCUAAAAGUAAGAGGCUACUAAUGUAUAGUGAAGAGGCUCUGGAGCUGAGAUUUACAUGGGAAGAAGCCCAAGACUUGCUUCGUCCACCCCCAAGUUUGAAGCCUAGCAUUGUUACUAUUGAGGGCCAUGAUUUCGAAGAAUAUGACGAACCACCGGUUUUUGGAAAGAGGACUGUUUACACUAUCCUGCCAUCCAGGGGACGGGAACAGUGGGCUCAGUGUGAUGAUUGCUCCAAAUGGCGAAGGUUACCUGUGGAUGUUCUUCUACCUCCAAAGUGGGUGUGUUCAGAAAAUGUUUGGGAUUCAAGCAGGUGCUCCUGCUCUGAUCCAGAGGAGAUCAGUCUAAAGCAAUUGGAGAAUUUUCUGAAAGCAAGCAAAGGUUCCAAAAUACUUCCUGAUUUCUUUCAACCGUCUGUAAAAUCUUCUUCAGAUUUCAAGAAGCGGAGAAGUGCAGAAAGCCAUAAGUCAGUCCAGGAAUGUGAGCCUUCUGGCUUGGAUGCUUUGGCCAGUGCUGCAGUUCUGGGAGAGAACGUGGGUGAUACAGGUGAACCGUCAGUUGGAGCCACUACCAAGCAUCCCCGACACCGCCCUGGCUGCACUUGUAUUGUUUGCAUCCAGCCCCCAAGUGGGAAGGGCAAGCACAAGUCCACAUGCACUUGUAAUGUUUGCAUGACCGUAAAGCGCAGGUUUAAAACCCUAAUGCUGCGCAAGAAGAAAAGUCAAUCAGAGGGAGCAGAGACUGCCCAGAAGGAUGAUGACUACAAUAGAGAUGAAUCAGAAAUGAAUGGUCCAUCAAGAGAUGGACAUUUGCCUAUGAUUUAUCUGGGGAAUGAAGCAAGCCACAGCGGAAAUCAAGCUGAGGAGGCUGAGAGCAGUAAUGGGAAAUUAGACCUCAAUUGCCAUCCCAACCGUGAUGACAUGCAACUGGAUCUGGAAGUACCAGGAAUGAGUCUGCUGAGCCUUGUUCAAGCAGCUAGCCUUCCAUUAGAGGAUUUUAUGAAGCAACGAAGAGUCCCAAGCUUGACAUGUGAGCAACAGGGUAGUCCGGGUAUAUACACACUAGUUACCGAAGAAAACGAGAGACCUCUGUUGAAUGAAGGGGGCCUUGCAUCUGACGUUUGGGAGCGUGAAAGUAGUAGAGAUCAUGGUGGUUAUCACGAGUCCCAUUAAGCUAGACUGAAACGAUCUUCUCCAUGCAUGGAGAAAAGCUUUCUUUUAUUUUUUUAUUUGUUUAUUGGCAAGGCUUAUCAUGAGUCCAAGUUAGACUGAAACCAUGCAUCUUCCAUCAUGAAGAAGAUCAAGAGCUUCUGUUUUUUGUUUGCUCUUUGAAAGAAUAGGUUUGUUAGCUUUAUAUUUUCAAA
Messenger RNA from Juglans microcarpa x Juglans regia, 3336 nucleotides. RefSeq names its product B3 domain-containing transcription repressor VAL1-like. The coding region runs from base 443 to 3145 and encodes 900 amino acids. Gene Ontology annotation, molecular function: zinc ion binding; DNA binding. The transcript is spliced from 13 exons. The record is from RefSeq and is a predicted model, not a curated record. Lineage: Eukaryota; Viridiplantae; Streptophyta; Magnoliopsida; Fagales; Juglandaceae.